Molecule: messenger RNA, 613 nt
Organism: Plectropomus leopardus (leopard coralgrouper)
Lineage: Eukaryota; Metazoa; Chordata; Actinopteri; Perciformes; Serranidae
Source: RefSeq, a predicted model, not a curated record
CUGAAGAAUCUGUCCUGGUCUCUCCAGAUCUGCGGCAGUCCAGCAUCAGGUCAGGACUCCUGCUCGUCCUCCCCCUGUGGAGGUCUUGGCUGUGUGGACUCUGAUGGUCGAGUUCGGUGUGGAGGGGAAGGAUGUGAUGGUGUGGUGACAACUGCCAACGGCGCCUGGAAGAAGGCCCGAGACUCUGAACAGGAAAUCAUCAGCGCCAUGCAGGAAGUGGAGAAACUCUCGAAGAUGGUGUCAGAAGCGAAGCUGAAGGCGGAUGGGGUGAAGCUGAGCGCUCAUGACGUCCUGAUGAAGACCAACAGAACCAAACUGAAGGUCCAGCGGAGCAACGAGGAGCUGAGAGACCUGAUCAGGCAGAUCAGAGACUUUCUCACACAGGAUGCUGCAGACCUAGAGAGUGUGGAGCUGGUGGCUAAUGAGGUUCUGGCCAUGCAGAUGCCGACCACGCCGGCUCAGCUGCAGAACCUGACCGAUGAGAUCCGACAGAAUCUGGGAGAACUGGGACACGUGGAGACCAUCCUGCAGGAGAGUGCCGACGACAUCCAGAGAGCCGAGAACCUGCUGGACCAGGCUCGCCAGACCAGGUGAGUCCUACCUGUCAAUCAGA